UGUCAGCCGGGAACCUACGGAAAGAACUGUGUACAUGUAUGUAGCGAAACCUGUGGAGUGACCAGCAGAUGUAACAGAUUUACUGGAAAGUGUGAGGGUGGAUGUCAGCCCGGAUGGAAGGGAGAUAAAUGCGAGCAAAAAUGUGACGACAGAAAGUAUGGCGUUAACUGCACUCAGGUCUGCGGUCACUGUCUUAAUGAUGAUCAAUGUCAUCAUAUCAGCGGGGUAUGUUCAGGUGGAUGUUCUAAAGGAUAUAAAGGACCACUAUGCAAAACUGUCUGUGACGGUGAAAUGUAUGGCAUCAACUGCAGUAAGAAAUGUGGAAACUGUCUUGAUGAAUUACAAUGCCACCACAUUAAUGGGACAUGUUUAAAUGGAUGUUCUUCAGGAUACAAAGAUGAGCUAUGUACUGUCGAAUGUGAUGGAGGCAUGUUCGGUAUAAACUGCACCCAGAAUUGUGGAAAUUGUCUUAAGGGGAAACAGUGUCAUCAUAUCAACGGUACUUGUUUAGAAGGGUGCUCUGCAGGCUACAAGGGGUCCCUUUGUAUCGAAGAAUGUGACAAUGGAACGUACGGUGAUAAGUGUGGUAAAAAGUGUGGACAGUGUAUAAAUGAUACACAGUGUCACCAUAUUACUGGUUUAUGUAAAGAAGGAUGCUCCAUUGGCUAUAAGGGAUCUCUUUGUGACAAAGAAUGUGACAGCGGAAUGUAUGGUGUUAAAUGUAACCAGAGUUGUGGGAAAUGUUUAAACAAUACUCAGUGUCAUCAUGUUAAUGGUACUUGUUUAGAAGGAUGUUCGGCAGGGUACAGAGGAUCUCUUUGUGGAGAAGAAUGCAACGGAGGAAUGUACGGUGAAAUGUGCAGACAGACCUGUGGGAAAUGUUUUAGUAAUUCCCAGUGUGACCACAUUAACGGAACAUGUGCAGAGGGGUGUUCUGUUGGAUAUAAGGGAGAACUCUGUGAAAAUGAAUGUGAUAACAGAACUUUUGGUGAUAAAUGCAAUGAAACAUGUGGCAACUGUAUAAAUAACACACAAUGUCACCAUGUCAGCGGUGAAUGUAGGGAGGGCUGUUCCUUGGGAUUCGAUGGACGACUUUGUGUUGAUUCGUGUACUGGUGAAAGCCCGGAGUCCACAUCAUGUCCAAAAUCGAAAAAGUUAGAAGGAAACGAUGAUUCAUCACCGGUUUCUCUCAUUGGCGGAGUCGUUGCUGCUGUUAUUGUUUUGUUGAUUGUGAUCUUGGUCGCCAUCUUAAUUAGACGAUCACGAAAUGCAAAAGGUACUGACCAACAAAGAAUGGUUCGCAGUGCUGAUAGGGAAAACGACACAUCUAAUGUACAAAGUUCCUCAAAACAGUCAACAUCAAAUUUUACAAAUAUUUAUAUUAACACGGAAGAAACAACAAAGUUUAUGGAAAAGAAUAUUACCAAACAUACAUCAGGUAAAAGUAGUGAACGUGAAGAUGAAAUCGACAGUGAUGAGAAAAUACAUGAAGAAAAUCCGUAUGGAGAUCUCUAUAUUAAUGAAGAGACAGUUCCAGAUAUUGAGAUAGAAAAACUAGAGAGCAUAAUUAAGGAAAAAAGGAAAAAUGAAGAUGACGGCUUUAAACGGGAGUAUGCGACCAUGCCAUAUGGUGAGAAGUAUCCUUGCAAUGCUGGAAAACAACCAGAAAACGUACCGAAAAACAGAUUUAAGACCACGUUUCCAUACGACCAUUCAAGAAUCAAAUUAUCGGAUAGCCAGUCCGACUACAUCAACGCUAAUUUUAUCGACGGUAUUGAUAAGACAAAUGAAUAUAUUGCAGCACAAGGACCUCGACAGAACACCAUAAAGGACUUUUGGACCAUGAUUUGGCAGGAAAAUGUUGACCAAAUAAUAAUGUUGACCAACCUCAAAGAAGGAAAUAAGGUGAAAUGUUCAAAGUACUGGCCAGAUCUGUAUCAAUCAAGUACGUUUGGUGUCAUCUCCCUAUUAGCAGAGGAAGAACAGGUCUACGCUUACUAUAAAAUCAGGAAAUUUAGAGUUACCCAUAAAGUGCAUAAAAAAUCCCGCAUUGUGACCCAGUACCACUACACUGCCUGGCCGGAUCACGGCGUACCGGAUCCGCUCUGCCUUGUAGUAUUCCACGAUCACGUGACAAGAACAAAAGAUGGAAGAAAUGAUAAACCAACACUAGUACAUUGCAGCGCAGGGAUAGGGCGGACUGGUACUUAUGUUGCCUUAGACGCUUUAUACAAGGCGGGAAAAUCAGAGAGGAAAGUCAACAUCGCGGAAUACGUGAAGAAAAUGAGGGAAGGCAGAAUGAACAUGGUCCAAACUUAUGAGCAGUAUAAGACUAUUUUCCUCGCACUUGAAACCGUGUUUAAAGCUCCAACAUGUGUCCUCACCAAACCUGAAUUUACAAGGAAGGCAGAGUUGAUGACCAUGGAUAAACCAGCCAAUGAAAGCGAACUUAGAAAGGAGUUCCAGAAUCUCCUAAGAGUGAGGCACAGAUACACAGAAGAGGCUUACAAAUUUGCUUUAGAGAGCGGCGGAAGUAAAUCAGCUGUUCUUCCACUUGACAAGUAUCGCCUGUUCCUGUCAUCAAGUGUACCACAACGCGGGAAUUACAUCAAUGCCAUUACACUUCCUUCUUACACUAAGAACAAGGCAUUUAUAAUAACACAUUAUCCCCCAGCAGGGGACGCUGUCGACUUUUUGCGUCUGCUCACUGACCACGAAUCAGAUGUAGUCAUUUGUAUGGAUCCCCUAACGAAAGUGGAAUCAACAAAGUUGUGGCUACCGGCUGCCAAUAGUAAGAAAUCUGUUGCUCCAUACACAGUAAAUUGUGGACAAGAACAAGUCACAGACAUAAAAUUUACAACAAUCAGCAUUAUCCAAGAAAAGGCAACUGAAGAGGGAUGCUCCGUAUCAAUAAUAGAACCAAAAGGAAGCUUGAAAAUAGCAGAAAACUCACAAGCUACAAUGCAGAUGUUACAUUUGGUUUCAUCAGCACUUCAAUGUGAAACAGAGGGUCCCAUUACUGUAGUUAGCAGUGACGGGGCAGCCCUCUGUGGUGUAUUUUGUGCUGUCUAUAACACACUACAACAGUUAUCUAUGGACGGAGAGGUGGACAUUUUCACUGCCGUCCGUCAGCUACAGAUAAGACGACCGGAACUCUGCUCCACUCUGGAGGAAUACAUGAUGAUCAACAAUGCUGUUCUGGACUACAUCCGGGCAGAAGAGGAAACAUCAGAGGAAAAUAUUUAUAGCAACUAAUGACAACAUUUUCGAAAUCAAAUGUAUUUGACUUUUGGGGGAAAUUUCUAGUAGGAAGACCUUAAAGUGAAUUGAUUUGAAAUAUGAAAUACUAAAUAGUAUUCCUUAAUCAUAUUGCGAUAACAUCUGUGAUCAUUUAAUUGCUAAUUUAACAGUACAUUACCUUAAUGCAGCAAUGUUUUUGAUUA
Messenger RNA from Saccostrea cuccullata (small rock oyster), 3443 nucleotides. RefSeq names its product receptor-type tyrosine-protein phosphatase epsilon-like. Gene Ontology annotation, biological process: protein dephosphorylation. NCBI's taxonomy places the organism in Eukaryota, Metazoa, Mollusca, Bivalvia, Ostreida, Ostreidae. Gene Ontology annotation, molecular function: protein tyrosine phosphatase activity. Bases 292 to 3255 code for a protein of 987 amino acids. The transcript has 27 exons. The record is from RefSeq and is a predicted model, not a curated record.